AUGACGACACGUAGUACGCGCAGCGUGGCUAGUGCUCGUGAGCGUAUGACAGAUGGCGACGUGUACGUGUUCCUCCUGCAGCUCUCGGUGCUCUCGUGGGUGCAGCGGCCCAAGGCGCAGGACUUGGCCGUGCCGAAGCCCGAGGCAGGCCCUGCGGCAGCCGCGCCCGUCAAGAAGGCCGAGGCGCCGGCGGCAUCCAGCAAGAGCGACUGGAUGAGCCUCGGCGGCCUCGCUGACAUGGUGCGCGAUGUCAGCGGCUCCUCGAAGGCAGCGCGUUUUCCCGAGAAGCUGCUUAAGCGCCUGGGAGAGCGGCUGGAGCGCAUCGCCAUGGGCCGCGAUCCGCACUACAACGACCAAAGUCUGCGGCAGACGAUCGGCGUGUUCUAUGGCACGUACAAGGAGACGUCAUUCCAGAAGCAGAUGCGCGAGAACCGCAAGGUCGAGGAGCUCAUCCUCAUCUUCGUCACGGCCGCGCAGAAGGCGCUGCGCGCCCGCACCGAGGGCGAUGCGUGGAAGGAGGAGCUCAACAAGCAGGUGUCGCAGUUCGUCAAGAUCAUCCGCGAGUGCCUGCGCGCGCUGCACGGCGUGCCCAAGGAGCUCACGGAGCGGCUAGACGGCUACUCCGCCAAGCUCACGCCGGCGCCGAUCAGCCUCAGUCAGCAGCAACGCGAGGCGGCGCAGGCCUCCGAGAGCUCCGCCGCCGCCACGGCCUCUGCCAAGGUCGCAAACCGUGCGAGCAACGGCAACCUGAUGGAUGCGCCGUCGUCAAGCAGCAGCGUGCCCGGCAGCCGGCGCGCCAGCGCUGCCAGCUCUGCGCACACGCUCGCGAGCCCGCUGCUCGAGUCGGAGAUGAUCAGGACCGUCGGGCAGCUGUUUCAGGUCGAUGCGGAGCAGCUGCAGAGGGACGUAGAAUUCAUGCUGGCGACGGCGACAGAAAAGGUGAGUCAUGAGCAGAUGCUUCAGCAUGCGGAGGGGACAAGGCGGAUUGGUGUCCUGCAAGGCCCGUGCGAGCCGCGGCAGCUGCACGAGGCUGAACGUGCUGCUCUCUCGCAGGCCGCCAUGAUCGACCUGAAGCGAUGCGUGCGCAACAUCAAUCUGCAGGCUGCGUGGCCUGCACGGAGAGACGACUUCGACUCCGAGGAGGCGUACCAGACGUGGCGCGCGCAGGAGCUCCAGAAUCUGUCGUCGAUCAUGGCGCAGAUGUGCAAGGCGAAGCCAGAGCUCCUGCGGACGACAAAUUCGCGCGACGACGACCUGAGCGUCGCUGCCGCUGCCCAGCCGUCUGCCGGUGAAGGCAGCACGCCCGCGGGCGAUGGCGCGGCGGCAGCUGCUGAGAAGGGCGGCGAUGCUGCGGACAGCGCGGCUGAGGACGACGAAGCCGCCCUCGCUGGCUUCACGUUCAUCCCGCCAGAUCCAAAGGCGUACUACCGGCGCGCGCUCGAGCUGUGCAUCGACCAUGAUCUCGAGCAGAUCAAAUGCCAGCCCGAGGAGGAGGAGGUCUCGCUGAGCAUCCUGUCGCGCGCACACGUGGAGCUCCUGAGCGAGUGCGCGCUGCGGUGGCGCCUCAUGAGCCCCUUCCGCAGUCUGGCCAACCUCGAGGUCGUGCAGCGCAAGCACGACGCGGGCGAGGUGCCGCUCGACUGCAUCACCGAGGCGCUCAACGCCACACAGCUCGUCAUCGACGAGAGCGGCAUCGAGACGUGGGCAGUCGCAGAUCGGGCUCUGCUCGUCCGCAUCUACAGCGCCCUCUUCGUCUCGUUCCUGCGCUACAUCACCGACGCAUUCCAGGACAUACAGAACGUCGAGCCGUCGGAGGUCCAGCCCUAUCUGGAUCUCGUCACUGACCUGCACGGCUCGGGCCUCGUGCGAGAGGGCGGCCGCCUCGAGCUGGAGCCCGUCGAACUGGACCGCUACGUUGAGGACCUCAAGGACCGCAUUCGCAUCAUGGCCAUUCACGACUACACCGCCAAGACCACGGACCUCUUCUCGCAGAUCGUGGAGAACGAGGUGCAGCCGCUGCUGCAGCUCUUGGACUGGCUCGAGAAGGGCGCCAAGCGCGUCGACAAGCGCUUCCCCGAGCCAGUGCUCGGCAGUGUGGAUCCCGUCGCUCUGCUGCUGGAGAAGCAGGUCAGCCUCUAUCUCGACGAUCUCGACUCGAUGCGGCAGCAGAUCGUGGCACACGCUGCGCGAGAGCGCGACCCGCUUCCCUUCGAGGACGUGCUGCACCUCUACACCCGCGUCAAGGCGCUUCUGCGCAUGCACGGCACCUUUUGCCCGCACGUCGAGCUCGUCUUUGACCUUUGCGCGUGGUUCGAGCCGCACAUCCGCCAGUGGCUGGCGCUGACGGAAAAGAAGACGGGCGAGUGGGUGCACAAUGCCGUCUCGACGGACCGCUUUGUUCCAAUCGAGAGCGAGGGCGCCGUGCACAGCUCGUCGAUCGACGAUCUCUUCGGCGCGCUGCAGCAGCCGCUGGACUUCAUCCAGUCUCUCAACUGGUCCGACCCAUACCGGAAUGCCCGCUUCCUCACGAGCCUCGCCAAGACGAUCAGCCGCUCCAUCGAGCAGUACUGCAACCGCGUCGAGGAGCUCUUCAUGGAGGAGAUGUUCCCGCGCACUGCCGAGGACCAAGACGCCAGCCAGAAGCAGUCUGCGUGGAUGAUCAAGGCGAAGCAGACGCUGCAGGGCGAGAAGCGCGUCGAGCCCUUCCACUUCCAGACGUCUUCCUGCGUGAAGCUCAACAACAUCGAGGCCGCACGCCUGCUGCUCGACAAGCUGUACACGAAGAUCGACGCCGACAAACAGGCACACAUCAUCAAGCACGCGGCGCCCGACGUGCCCGACAAGGCGCUCAACGACCGCUACAUCUUCACCGUCAAGGUCGUGCUGGGUGAGAACCUCAUGCCCGUCAAGUCCACCUCCGCCAAUCCGCGCAUCGACUCCUUCGUUACUCUCAGCGACGAGCGUGGCGCCAAGAUAGCCAAGACGCGCACAAUCUACGAGACACCGGACCCGCGAUGGGACGAGUUGUUCGACAUUCCCGUCGAGAAGCAAAUGUGGCUCGCCGCCACGGUGUGGGACCGCAAGCUCGUCGGCGAGCACAAUCUCUGCGGACGCGCCUACCUGCGGCUGGAUCCGCGAUACUUUGGCGACUUCCUGGCGCACGAGCUCUGGCUUGAUUUGGACACGCGCGGCCGUCUCCUGCUGCGUGUCAGCAUGGAGGGCGAGAAGGACGACAUUCUCUUCUACUUCGGCCGCGCGUUCCGCUCGCUGAAGCGUGCGGAGGGCGACAUGGUCCGCAUCAUCGUCGAUAAGAUGAGCAUCUUCAUCCGCCAGUGCCUGUCCCGGACGGUGCUCAAGGCUCUCGUGCGCACGAGCGGCAUCAAUCUCGACAAGGCAUUGGGCAACGUCAAGGCGCUGUACGCGCAGGCGCUUGCCAGCACGAACGUGAACGGCCCGUCGAUCCCGCCCGUCGAUGCAGAGGCACCGCGGAAGCAGCGGCCCACUCAGCUGACGGACCAGGAGAUCGAGGCCGCCAUCAUGCCGCUGCUCGACUACCUGGACGAGUGCCUGGGCACGCUGAAGGGCAGCCUCAGCGAGACGGGCUCUCUGCUCGUGCUCACGAAGGUGUGGAAGGAGGUGCUGAACACGAUUGACGGCAUCCUGCUCCCGCCGCUGUCGGACUCGCCGUCGGAUCUGCAGCAGCUCUCCGGCAAGGAGGUCGAGGUCGUCUUCAAGUGGCUCUCCAUGCUGCGCAACUACUUCAACGCCUACGACGAGGAGACGGGCACUGCGCACGGCGUGCCUCUGGAGGUCCUGCAGGGCCCCAAGUACCGCGAGAUCGUCUCGUACACGCUGCACCACGACGCCAACACAGAUGCGCUGAUGGAGGCGUGCGUGCGCGAGAUGCAGCAGCGGCUUCGGCGAGCGCCGACGAAGCGCGCCAAGAACAAGUCGGUCAUGCAGCAGCGCUCCCUGGGCACGAUCAAGAAGCGCAAGCAGGAGAAGAAGGGCGAGGAGCAGGACGACAAUCUGGAUGUCGUCCUGCGUCUCCUGCGCAUGCGAUCCGGCACGUCGGACUUCCUCCGCCAGCAGUUCGCAACGAUCAGCAGUCUGCAGGCCGCCAUGGGAGGCUCGCCGCCACGUCAGCGACCGCCGGUCCAGCAGCGCUACUCGCGUGGCCCGGGCAAUGCUGCUGCCCCGGCACCACCGCCCAUCGCCGCUCAACAUCAGCAGCAGAUGUACCACCACCCGAUGCAGCCUCCACCCCGCCAGCAGCAGCACCAGCAAUACCAGCCGCUGCCGCCGCCGCCACACCAGUACCAGCAGCAACCGCCGCCGCCGCCGCAGCAGCAGCAGUACUACCGCUAG
Molecule: messenger RNA, 4368 nt
Organism: Tilletiopsis washingtonensis
Lineage: Eukaryota; Fungi; Basidiomycota; Exobasidiomycetes; Entylomatales
Exons: 5
Coding region: 1-4368 (1455 amino acids)
Source: RefSeq, a predicted model, not a curated record